Molecule: messenger RNA, 1419 nt
Organism: Polychytrium aggregatum
Lineage: Eukaryota; Fungi; Chytridiomycota; Chytridiomycetes; Polychytriales
Exons: 5
Coding region: 28-1419 (463 amino acids)
Biological process (GO): carbohydrate metabolic process
Molecular function (GO): hydrolase activity, acting on carbon-nitrogen (but not peptide) bonds
Source: RefSeq, a predicted model, not a curated record
CCAUCCCGCACCGAAUCCAUAUCCGCCAUGCGCUCUGUUCUCCCUGCGUUGCUCUGGCUCUCGGCCGCGGCUGCCCCCAUGGCCUUGGCCCAGCCUGCGUACAGCUGCGAUCCAACCGUCUGCAAGCUGCCCAACUGCACCUGUGCCAGCCCCACACCUCCUGGCGGCAUCGCCCCGCAGCAGGCUCCCCAGUUCCUGAUGCUGACCUUUGAUGAUGCCUUGACCCAAGACACCUAUGAUGUGGUCACGGCCUUGGCUGGAAGCCGCAAGAACCCAAACGGCUGUCCAGCCCAGAUCACAUUCUACACCCAAACCUACUACACCGACCCCCUCUUGGUAACCCAGCUCUAUGCCCGCGGCCACGAGAUCGCCGACCACACCAUGUCCCACGGCGCCUAUCCCGGCCCUCAGAAGGCCGGUGUCUAUGAAUACAUCGAAUACGAAGGAAACCGCGCUUUCCUCAACCGAUACGCCGGCAUUCCUCUUGGCAAGAUCAAAGGUGUUCGUUUCCCAUUCCUGAACUACAGUACCGAUGCCCUCAACAUGAUGAAGAAGAUGGGAUUCCUCUAUGACUCCUCGAUGAAGGCCACGGGAUGUACCGACCAGGUCAACGUUUGUGGUGAUCCAAACUUGAAAGCUCAAGGAAUGUGGGAGGUUCCACUGUACGAGACCGGAGGUGCCAGCGGUAUCCAUCUCAUGGAUCCUUACAACGAUCCCACCAUCACCAACCCCAUCUCGCUCGACACUGUCUAUUCCGAGUACGCCUCGACCUUCGACAGCCACUACAACGGGAACCGGGCCCCCUUUGGCGUUUACACACACCCUGUCUGGCUCACCGGCGCCUCGACCUCGCCCAACGGCCUCAACAAACAGGCCACGGUCGCAAAGUUCCUCGACUAUGCAAUGAGCAAACCCGAUGUGUGGAUGAUCACCGGAUCCCAGAUGGUCGAGUACAUGAAGAACCCGGUCCCGGCCAGCCAGCUCGGCUCGCAGCCAUACAUGCAGUGCAAGAACACGGCGCCGACCAACAUCUGCAACGGACUCGGACCGGCGUCGCUUGCCGAGACAUGCAACUUCCUCACCGGCACAAUGCAUACCUGCUAUGGCUGUCCCAGCGUCGUUCCCGACAUCCCGAACCCACUUCCUUCGUCGAGCAGCAGCCGCUAUCCCCUCCCGACCAACUGCGACACACUCUGGUGGGACCCGGUUGCGGGCAAGUGUCUCUGCAACGACGCCUCGUGUGCCUAUCAGGACCAAGCUCGCCCCAUCAACUUUGAUCAAGGCUCGCUCGAUGCCGCGAACAGCACAGGCAAUACCCCUUCUCCGACUGGAUCCGGCAAAAGCCAUGCCUUCGCCACCAGUCCGUCGUCGGUUGUCUUGUCUGUCCUUGCAUUUGGUGCUCUCGCUAUGAUGAUCUAG